CUGAUCUGCGCGGAAAGCGUGGAACAGUCGUACUGAGCUCUCUCCAAGACAAUUGGCAGCAGCAGCAGCGAUGGUGCUCACAAGCCUCCUGCGAAAUCUUGCUGCGAGACCGCGCACGGUCUCCGUGGCCCGGCUCAGACCGUUACAUACCCUGCGACGCGUGCUGCAGCCCCCAGCUAGCCCCCAGAGUCCCCGCACGCCGUCCGCACCGUCGUUCGCCCGCAGACGCUGGGCCACUUCCACCACCCCUCAUUCUACGGCUUCCGAUCCCGCAGAGGCGGAGGCUCUGCAAUGUCUCGAACAAGGCACCCAGAAGCUCGAAGAGGGUGACGUUCAGGCAGCCAAGGACCUCUAUAGGCGGAGCGUGGAGAUUAAACGCACCGCCAGCGCACUAUUCAACCUCGGAGUGACACAUUACCACCUCAAGGAGUUUGAGGAAGCUAUUUCUGCCUGGAAAGACUCUAUUGCUCUUCAGCCGAACAGCCCAGAUGCGCAUACUAACCUUGCCAGCGCGUAUAUCAUCUCGCCUGUCAGUAGGCCCGACCUAGCGCUGCAGCAUCUGCGCAUUGCCUCUUCCUUGGCCCCCGAGGACGCGGAAAUUGCGUUCAAUCUGGCGGCCGUCUUGGAGGCCUGCGGCCAAUUGGAGGAGGCUCUCGCUCAGUACAAGCGUAGCAAAGAGUACGGCGUGGAGCGUGCUGCGAUGCACAUCCGGAACGUCAGCGCCAAGAUCCUCGGUCAGAGGAUGAAGACAGCGGAAGACUCAGGCAAGAAGUCUGAUUCAUAAGCUCACGCUUAUCCGCCCGCGAUAGCGCAAUUACCGGGUGUACCGGGCACACAUGGAAAGUUCGUGUACGGCAGAGCCUGCCACAUCCGCAUGUUUAUUGUUUUUCUGCCGUGCUAACCUAUGAUGCGCCUGCAACCACGCUGCAGUUCCUUCGGCAGAGAGCCGUCCACUUCAUCAGUGUGAUUUUACGUCAGGAACUGUUUUGACUCCUGUAGGUAGCGUCACCCUGUAGGCGUUUACUGUCGGAUUUGUCAGCUUGCCACAACCCAUCCCACAGAAUCGUACUCACCUGAGGUCUGCGCCAAUUGGCGUCAUAGCUAGUGCUUCUCAUGUGUAGAUAAGCAUAGCAUCACAUAAUAUAUGUCUCUGUUCUCACCCAUGAUCUUUGUCCGCGCUCUGCCAAGGAGGCUGCGGCGGUGAAAACCACGGCCCACGUCCCCUGGUAUGAGAGCCUCUCCUUAGUGAAAGGCCUCGCGGCGCAUGCCCACCUUCCUCAUGGCCUCUCUGGUUACCGUAGGUCCCGCGAUAACCCCCACGCCCUCCUCGACCUGAGGUCUCCACAGGUCUCCACGCAGAGGGUGAGAUCCGCGGUGUUUGUUGAAGACGGGUCAGAAUGCCGGACACAUCUGCCGCCGAGUACCCAUGUGGAGGCUGGUUAUCGAUGUGCAGCGACAGCAUCUGGUCAUAGCCCUCUCGAGGCUCCGGGGGUUGGUAUUGCGUUCUAAAGCGCCGCAGGAUAGAGAGACCCAGCUCGGGCGAGGUGAUUGUGGGAUGUGAGGUUCCUGAAGGAAUAUCACGUCGGGGAGUCAAAUGACCAAAAUAAAGCAACAUACUAGACAUGAGACGUUGCUCGCAGACCUGUGAACAGCGAGAGUGAG
Molecule: messenger RNA, 1662 nt
Organism: Phanerochaete carnosa HHB-10118-sp
Lineage: Eukaryota; Fungi; Basidiomycota; Agaricomycetes; Polyporales; Phanerochaetaceae
Exons: 8
Coding region: 71-784 (237 amino acids)
Molecular function (GO): protein binding
Source: RefSeq, a predicted model, not a curated record